Molecule: messenger RNA, 4087 nt
Organism: Oryctolagus cuniculus (rabbit)
Lineage: Eukaryota; Metazoa; Chordata; Mammalia; Lagomorpha; Leporidae
Source: RefSeq, a predicted model, not a curated record
CAUUUCAUCAUGUAUUGAAACACGACAUGGUUUAUAUAUAAAUAUAAACCAUAAAUAUAUAUAUAAUUUUUCUGUGUCAGUUAAAAACAAAAAGAGAAAAAUAUGGCUAGAUCAGACUACAUUAUAUUAGAUUACAACUUAUAUUUUCAAAUUGGCAAGAUUUCCCAACAAAAAAUGUCUAGAGAGAAAUAGACUGUUUCUUCCAUUAUAAGUUUGAAAUUUGGAUAAAUUCAGAAGUAGCUGCAUGUUCUAUCACUAAGGUAGAUGUCUGGCGGAAGAAUUAAUGCACUACUUAGGGUCUUAAAAAUAGAAUCUUAGAACAAUAACAAACAGAUUUGUUCUUUGGAUAAGUUACACAGUUCAUGUGGUUUUAAUUUAGAAGAUCAUUUUUACUCCCUAUUUUUGUUUUUUUUUUUUUUUUUCAGCUAUAAAAUUGGACAGCCAAAAAUAUCCUCAUGCAGCUUCUUAAUGACAGAGGACAUGUGAAAUUUUUGAAAAUCUUGAUGUAACUAUUUCAAUGUUAUUUGUAGAAACUAUAACUUCUUUAUUUUUCAUAGGGACAAUAUGAAAAAGUUAAUUGAAGAAAUGGAACCUGCAAAUUACACCAGAGUGACAGAAUUUAUUCUCACUGGCCUAUCCCAGACUCGGGAAGUGCAACUAGUGCUUUUUGUUAUAUUUCUAUCUUUCUAUUUGUUCAUUCUCCCAGGGAAUAUCCUUAUCAUUUGCACCAUCAGGCUCGACCCCCACCUCACCUCUCCCAUGUAUUUCCUGCUGGCAAAUCUGGCCUUUCUCGAUAUAUGGUACUCCUCCAUCACAGCCCCUAAAAUGCUGGUAGACUUCUUUGUGGAGAGGAAGAUCAUUUCUUUUGGGGGGUGCAUUGCACAGCUCUUCUUCUUGCAUUUUGUUGGGGCCUCGGAGAUGUUCCUGCUCACAGUGAUGGCCUUUGACCGUUAUGCUGCCAUUUGCCGCCCUCUCCACUACGCCACCAUCAUGAACCGACGACUCUGUUGCAUCCUGGUGGCUCUCUCCUGGAUGGGGGGCUUCAUUCAUUCCAUAAUACAGGUGGCUCUCAUUGUUCGACUGCCCUUCUGUGGGCCAAAUGAGUUAGACAGUUACUUCUGUGACAUCACACAGGUUGUCCGCAUUGCCUGUGCCGACACCUUCCCGGAGGAGUUAGUAAUGAUCUUUAGCAGUGGUCUGAUCUCCGUGGUGUGUUUUAUCGCUCUGUUAAUGUCCUAUGCCUUUCUUCUGGCCAUGCUCAAGAAACACUCGGGCUCAGGUGAGAGUACCAACAGGGCAGUGUCCACCUGCUAUUCCCAUAUCACCAUUGUGGUGCUAAUGUUUGGGCCAUCCAUCUACAUCUAUGCGCGUCCAUUUGAUGCCUUUUCCCUAGAUAAAGUAGUUUCUGUGUUCCAUACUGUGAUAUUCCCUCUACUUAAUCCCAUCAUCUACACACUGAGAAACAAGGAAGUAAAGACAGCCAUGAGGAAGUUGGUUAACAGAUAUAUUUUAUGUAGAGAGAAGUGAGAGAUCAAUGGUACACUUUACAGUCUUCCUGAGGACCAGUGUUCUGAAGUGGAAAGCGUUUCCAUGAUGCUGCUUCCACUUGUCCUUCCAUGUGCGUGCCUCGACUUUCAGUAUGAUUUUCAUCCAUUCCUCUUUAUGGUGAAAUUACAAAGACAUUAAGAUAGAAAUAAGUUUACUUAUAUAUACCCUGAAAUAUCUAGUAGAUCAUUACUGGGAUUUGAGUUAUAUUAAUGCUCAGAUAAAAUCCAUGUCUUCACUAAUUGUUGAGUGAGUACCAUGGAGAAAUUCUGGCUGGGAGAAGAUUGUGGGUUGAGAAAUAAUAAAACAGAUAAGCAGCCCUGGGAGAUACAACCACAUGAAUGGGUAUUGGAGAAGCACGUGGCCAACAUAGGAAUGUAAUUAGCUCCAAGUUAGCCAAGUAUUCUUAUUGUACUUCAACAUUGGUCCAGUGGGACGGUGUUAGGCCGAUCAUUUUCCUGGACCUGGAAAAAUAUACAUCUGUUUUCUCUUUUAAUUCUUCCUCUUCCCUGAGCUGAUGGAAAUGGAGGAUUCAUUUAUACCAGUUGUUUCAACUCAUAUCUCAGGUGGUAGCUACUCAACAGUAUUGGUGGCAGAACUCACAACUUUACCAUACUCAGGAAAUAACUUUUAUGAAUUCAAAAUAGAGUGUAGUUUGGUGGCUAUGUGAGAUUCCACUCAUUCCACUGAAGCCUCCUGAAAAUUAAGUUUUUAUGGUCAGUCUCCACAAAAUAUUUAGGGUGAAAGCAGCUUUAGGAGAAAGGAUUCUAAUUUGGCUGGGAUUGAUAAAUAUCUAGAGUGUGAUUUUAAAAAAAUAAUAAUUUCUUUUGACAUAUUUCUGUUUUCUGUAUUUCUUAAUUCUGUCUCUCAUGUUCAAUUAGUAGAGUAUUCUUUCUGUUAGCACUAUAAUUUGGAAAUCUUUACCAUUAAGCUAUUUAAAAUUAUUAAUUAAUUAGAGAGGGAGUAGAGAAAAAAAGAGAUAGAGCACUUUUAUCCAGUGACUCACUCCUCAAAUGCUCAUAACAGCCAUGAUUCAGCUAGAUGGAAGCUGGGAGCUGGAAACUCAAUCCAGGUCUCCCACUUUGAGUGUCAAGAACCCAAUUAUUUGAGCCAUCACUUUGCCUCCUAGGUCUGCUUUGUUUCUAUUUUUUAUUUAUUUGACAGGCAGAGUGGACAGUGAGAGAGAGAGAGACAGAGAGAAAGUUCUUCCUUUUGCCAUUGGUUCACCCUCCAAUGGCCGCAGCAGCUGGUGUGCUGUGGCUGGCGCAGCGCGCUGAUCUGAAGGGAGGAGCCAGGUGCUUCUCCUGGUCUCCCAUGGGGUGCAGGGACCAAACACUUGGGCCAUCCUCCACUGCACUCCUGGGCCACAGCAGAGAGCUGGCCUGGAAGAGGAGCAACCGGGACAGAAUCCGGCACCCCAGCUGGGACUAGAACCCGGUGUGCUGGCGCCACAGGUGGAAGAUUAGCCUAGUGAGCUGUGGCGCCGGUCCUCCUAGGUCUGCUUUGGCAGGAAGCUAGAGUCAGGAGCUGGAGCAGGGUAGUGGCCCUAGAUACACCAAAUGGGAUGUAGGUGUCUUAACUAGCUUAUUCCUUCACAUAAAAGAAAUCAAUUCAGUACAUGAAAGGUAGACUAGAGGAUUUUAGUUCAUUGGAUAUUAUUUAUUUACUUAAAUUUCAGUUUUAAUUUCUCAAAACUAGAGUCUCUCCAUGGAAGAGCAAGAACCCUUUCUGUGCAUUGAAAUUUAUUCUUUUAUUUUAUUCAAUGUAAAUGACUAGGCUUUGAGGGAAAUACAUUUCCGUCAGCAUCAGGGAUGAAUAUAUAUGAGUGAUACAAAAAAAACAGAGUUACUAUUUAUCUACAGAGAUUUUAUUUAUUAAUUGAGAAUAUAUUUUGUGCCAGACCCAGUGCACCUACCUCAGGUACACAGUUAGCAGUGGUGAUACAUUAAGUUUGUCCUUUGCUUUGGGAAUUUCUCCCUAGGAUGAUCUCUGUCUUCAGUGCUAGAUGAAGCAUGGAUCGGAGCUAUGAUUCCAGAAUUUUGAGUUGAAUUCUCAACAUUUGGAAAUGAAUAAAACAAUAGACAUCAUUAACGUUUGCAAUAAAAAUUACAUGGAAAACCCUGUAAAAUACAGAAGCUGUACAUAUACAUAAUAAAGCAAUGAGUUGUGUUUCUAGAUUACAUAUUACCUUAUUGCCAUUUCUCUACAUCUGAACCCAUAAGGUUUCUGUUUGUUCUGUAUUUAUCCCUCAUCUAACUUGGAUUCAUGUUCUUGAGAAAGAGACCACUGUCUCGGUUUUUUUAAACACUGAUAUUCUUCUAUCACAGAUGGGUAUUUGUUGAACAUAUUGAGGCUAGCAAUGACAGGAAAAAAUCCUCAAAACAGUAGUAUGAUGAACAAUUACUUACAAGUACAACCUGAAAUUAGAAAUUAAUCUUAACGAAGAAGUGGGGGAGCUUUUAGUAAACCACUAAGCAGUACCCCAGCCAAGUUUAUGGGGGAAAGGAUUGGGAAAAGGACCAGGGGCAAUUUCACCCCUCAG